UUAUAAAGAGAUAAAAUUUAUAGAACCAACUAAAGGCCAGUAGACGUUCGUCGUAUCAUCAACAUGGUUGCUAAGUUGCUCGUUGUUUUCGUUUUCGCAUCUUUAGCGUCUACUGUCUCUAUGACGCCGACUGAUGACCGAAAACCUUUUGACUGUCCCCCGAACGAAAAGUAUUACAAAUGCGAACUGGAAGUUUGCUACAAGAAAUGUGACCACCUUGUGAAUUCGCCUCCGUGUCCUCAGAUCGCUGCGGACUGUUAUAAGCCAUCGUGUGAAUGUAUUGACAAUUACGUUAGAACUACUGAUGGUGGACCCUGCAUACCAGAGGAUAAAUGCCCUACAACUGAAGCUAAGGUGCGAGCCCAGGUGGGACUUUAAAGCUUGAGCAGAUGCAACGCGUAACGGAAAGAUCCUAUUUAUAAUACUUAUAAAAAACUUUAUACUACGGUUUUCACAUCCCCGGAGCGCUCCGCAUGUGAAGUUCUUCAUACAGUUCCUUGGAUAAUAAAUCACACAUAUUCCUUAUGGUGUACCGCUGAUACCGUCUUGCUUACUCUUUUUAUACGUCCAAGCCUUUAAAGUUCAUAGUAAGGUACAGGUGGAGGGCGGGGACUGAGGCCGUAUAUCAGAGAAAAUGCUCCUGAUAAACAACUACGAGCUUCGAAAGGAAACUCUAUAGAAGUUUCAUGGCAGGUUUAUACCUCCUUUUAUUUGAUACAAUCAAUGAACAAUUUCCUUACAUUUUAAUUAGCUAUGUUUUAAACAAGAUCAUUUGCAAAUACAUUUUAAAACUUAUGCCAAAAAUUGGUGAACUUUUAGAAAUUGAUCUCUCUGGCUUUGCGGUCUGAAGAUUUUACUCACUUUAUGAGUUACAAGUUUAAAUUAAAAAUUUAUAACACCCCCGACAAGUGAAGGUUUUCUUGGAUUAUAGCUAAGAACACUCUCGAUCAAGCCAUUUAGAGUUUAGACCACGGCACCACGCUUCGUUUGUACCAGCCAAUGCCGUGUUCCCGUCUUAAAAAUGUACAGUGUAUUUAUAGUUACUUAUCUCAAUUAAUGUCACUUUCUUUAAA
Molecule: messenger RNA, 1073 nt
Organism: Maniola jurtina (meadow brown)
Lineage: Eukaryota; Metazoa; Arthropoda; Insecta; Lepidoptera; Nymphalidae
Exons: 3
Coding region: 64-378 (104 amino acids)
Source: RefSeq, a predicted model, not a curated record